UCACGCACUGCUGGAACAGUAAAAUUGACUAAUGUAUUUUCGGGGAAGUAUUUUGUUGACGCACUACACUAGGAAAGCAAGGAUAUUGAAUUGGGAGAAUUAUCUUGGACAUGUAACUGAGUUAACAAACAAAAUGUAGCGACCAAUGAUAGAUCAAAGAUUUUUCUUUUGGUAAAUAAAGGUCUAUUUAUAAAUAACGUGUUAAGUUUCCUGCAUAGUCAGUUUAAUACCAACAAAGUGAAUGACAUUCACCUUGAUUGUACUACAGGGUGUCAUGCCAGUGAAAUGAAGGAAAAUCUCUGAUUGUAAAGGCUGAACGGUUUAAAUGUCAAUAUCGCGUUGAAGAUGCAACUCAGAGCGACCUUUAGGACGUGCAGGGUGGUGGUUGUGUGUAGCACUUUGUUCAAAAAUGGCCCGCAAACCUGCAAGUGGCUAUACCAGGGGAAGAGAAAGUACAGCUUUAUGCCAGAUGAUGUCAAAUCAUUACGAACUGUGGUCAACCCAGACAUAUCCAAAAUCAGGAACAUUGGCAUCAUGGCCCACAUAGAUGCAGGGAAGACCACCACCACCGAGAGGAUGCUGUACUACUCAGGCUACACCAGGGCUUUAGGAGAUGUUGAUGACGGGGACACAGUGACCGACUUCAUGGUCCAGGAGAGGGAACGGGGCAUCACCAUCCAGUCGGCAGCUGUCACCUUUGACUGGAAACGAUACAGGAUCAACCUCAUAGACACCCCCGGGCACGUUGACUUUACCCUGGAGGUGGAGCGCGCUCUGCGUGUGCUAGACGGCGCGGUGGCAGUGUUUGACGCCUCCGCUGGUGUGGAGGCUCAGACUCUGACCGUGUGGAGGCAAGCAGACAAACACCAGGUGCCGUGUAUUUGUUUCCUGAACAAGAUGGACAAGCCGGCAGCCAGUCUAAGUUUUUCCAUUGAGAGCAUUAAGAAGAAACUUAAAGCCAAUCCCGUUCUCCUACAGAUUCCUAUUGGUAUUGGGAAAAGCUUCGCAGGAUUGGUUGAUUUGAUAACGAACCAGCGAAUGACAUGGCAGGGAAAGACCAGGGAAGAGGAUGGGCGUGUUUUUGAAACCAAACCCCUCAGCCAAUCAGAUGACCCGGAGCUUCUACAAGAAGCCAAGGAGGCCAGGGUAGCUUUAAUUGAACAGGUGGCUGAUCUGGACGAUGAGUUUGCUGAGUUGUUACUUGGUGACUACAGUGAAAACUUUGAUGCUGUUCCUCCUCUAAAACUGCAGCAGGCGGUGAGGCGGCUGACCCUCGCCCGUAAGGGGGUGCCCGUGCUCUGUGGGAGCUCCCUGAGGAACAAGGGGGUCCAGCCCCUGCUGGACGCCAUCACUGCCUACCUCCCCGCCCCCAACGAAAGGCACCACGACCUGGCGCGUUGGUAUAAGGAUGACCUCUGCGCCCUGGCCUUCAAAGUGCUCCACGACAAGCAGCGUGGGCCUCUGGUGUUCCUACGGAUCUACUCAGGCACCUUGAAGCCGCAGUCGGCCGUGCACAACAUCAACAGGAACAGCACGGAGAGGAUGAGUCGGUUACUGCUGCCAUUCGCUGACCAGCACGUGGAGAUCCCCUCCCUGACUGCCGGGAACAUUGCUCUCACUGUGGGACUCAAGCAGACGGUGACGGGGGACACCAUCGUGUCCUCAAAGGCCUCGGCUGUGGCCGCGGCCCGGCGCGCCCAGAACGAGGGAGAGGGGGAGAGGAGGAGAGGAAAAGGCGGAGGGGAGCAAAGCAGCCUGGUCCUGGCUGGAGUGGAGGUCCCCGACCCCGUGUUUUUCUGCUCCAUAGAGCCCCCAACGAUGUCCAAACAGACAGAUCUGGAGAAUGCCCUGACCUGUUUACAGAGAGAAGACCCCAGUCUUAAAGUCAGGCUCGACCCAGACUCUGGACAGACUAUCCUGUGUGGGAUGGGGGAGCUGCACAUUGAGAUCCUGCAUGACCGCAUCAGGAGAGAGUAUGGCAUCGAGACCCACCUGGGGCCCCUACAGGUAGCCUACAGAGAAACCAUCCUCCAAUCAGUCUUCACCACAGACACGCUGGACCGGACAGUGGGGGAGAGGAGACACAUGGUGACGGUGGGCCUGGACGUCAGCCCUGUCCCAGACCCAUCAGACGCUACUUCCUGUGACAUCACCUGGGAAGAGGAAGUGAAGGGUCACUUGUCGGCAGAUCUCCGGGAGGCCGUCGAGAACGGCGUGCAGAGCGCCUAUCUCCAAGGUCCGUUGCUUGGUUACCCGGUGCAGGGUGUUUCCACGGCGAUCAAGAGUGUGACCAUGGAGCCCGGGACGUCGCUAGCCAUGGUGUCUGCCUGUGUGUCCCGCUGUAUGCUCAAGGCUCUUAAAAAGGCGCGGGGUCAAGUCUUGGAACCGGUGAUGUCCCUGGAGGUCACGGUGGGGGAGGAGUACCUGAGCCCCGUGCUGGGUGACCUGGCCCAGAGACGCGGCGGCAUCAGGGACAUCCAGAGUCGCCAUGACGACAAGGUGCUGCUGGCCUCCGUGCCCCUGGCCGAGAUGAUGGGCUACUCUACAGUGCUACGAACGUUGACCUCUGGGAACGCCACGUUCUCCCUGCAGCUGGACUCCUACCAGGCCAUGAAUCCCCAGGAACAGAGUUCCCUGGUCAACAGGAUGGCGGGCCUCUCGUGAUAUUGUCUCUUCUUGACAUUAUGAUUUCAUUUCCUGUAGUUGAGUGGGAGGAAGGGACAUGUGGACAACUGGAGUCAGGGACUCUGAACAUGUUCUGCUUGAUAUUUCAUAGUACCUCUGACGUUUGCUAUUGGCAUGAACGUAUCAUGUCUUUGCACUGUCAAGUUCUAUUUCCUGUGCAAAUUACAGAUCAUUUCAUCAAGCUGUCUCCAUAUUAACAAGGAAGUGCUAUUGUUUCUCUGUCAAAUAUAUGGUAUUAAAGUGUGUGCAUCGAUAGGGAAUCUGUUGU
Molecule: messenger RNA, 2953 nt
Organism: Hypomesus transpacificus
Lineage: Eukaryota; Metazoa; Chordata; Actinopteri; Osmeriformes; Osmeridae
Gene: gfm2
Product: GTP dependent ribosome recycling factor mitochondrial 2
Exons: 20
Coding region: 346-2664 (772 amino acids)
Biological process (GO): ribosome disassembly; mitochondrial translation
Cellular component (GO): mitochondrion
Molecular function (GO): GTP binding; translation elongation factor activity; GTPase activity
Source: RefSeq, a predicted model, not a curated record